AUGGUAAAAUAUCGAUACCAGAACGGAGGGCAGUAUGUCCUCUGGAUUGGUAGAGGAGUGGAAGCGAGGCGCCUUGUACCGAGCGGUUUUGGAGCAUGGAGAGAGGAACCAUUGGGAGGAACAGGAUCACCAGAACACCAGACUACCAACAUAAGCCAGCGUCACAUAGGUAUAGGAGAAGGCACUCACCAAGACAAAGAGGGCAAUGAUGACCUUGUCAUUCCACGGAAGCAUAUACCCACCCCACUGGAGGGCGAUGAUCAAGCAGACCAUCAUGCCGAGGGCAAGAAUAUUGCCGAUCCAGUCGAGCGCGAGCCAUCGUCUCCAGAGCGGUUUCUGUGCGAGACUAGGUGGCAUGCGGACUUUGUACGUGGGGAGGACGAACCAAAUGGCAAUAGCGCCCUACACAAUCAAACAUCAACUGAUAAUAGAGAGAGAGGCUCACCCAAAAACACCACCGCCAACUUAGCUUGUCCCCCGCCCGCUCCCAACCCCGUGACCGCACGGCCAAAUACAAGCACGGCAAAGGAGGGUGCGACGGCGGACAACACUGACCCGAUUUCAAAGAGGAGGAUGGAGAAGAGAAAGAAGAAGAAGGGGAUGAAGAGGGGAGAGGAAACACACGCCAACGCCUUGAACUGGGAAGAUAUAACCGGCAUGGCGGUACCUGCGGCGCGGCACAGUAAGAGUGUGAGCAAGACCAUUUUGCAAAAAAAGACCGAUGAUAGGGAAU
Molecule: messenger RNA, 733 nt
Organism: Acaulospora colombiana
Lineage: Eukaryota; Fungi; Glomeromycota; Glomeromycetes; Diversisporales; Acaulosporaceae
Source: the annotation of a GenBank genome assembly